UCUCUUAGGGGUGAUAAUGGCGGUUUGUUUCUUGGGGAGUGUCCUUUUUAUCUUGGACAAGAACACCAGAAACAUGGAAGAGGGGAGGAAGCACUUACGCUGGGCGGCGCCAGCAGUGUGGACGAUGUCAAGACCGGUGGACAUGGUGACGAAUUGACGGGAGGAGAUGAGACAAGAGGAAGUACUGAGACGGGAGCAAAGGACUCGAGAGGUAGCGGAGAACAUGAGGGGAAGAGUUGGGAAAUGGAGAGAUGCUAA
This is a messenger RNA of Aspergillus niger, 258 nucleotides long. RefSeq lists its product as uncharacterized. Lineage: Eukaryota; Fungi; Ascomycota; Eurotiomycetes; Eurotiales; Aspergillaceae. The record is from RefSeq and is a predicted model, not a curated record. The annotation marks the transcript as partial. The transcript has 3 exons.